AUGACUUCCGGUACUGUAUUAUUCCAAGAAAAAUCAGGAAUUCAACAAGUGCAGUCAGUUUAUUCUUCCAUGAUACACGUCAAAUGUCCCAUGACAGUUUUGAGUGAAUCUACUUUAUCAAAUAAAAAAUGUGAAUCUGCAGUAAAUGAAGCCGUAUCUCUUUGUAAACAAUGUACUCUCUUGAUGAAAGCUAAGAAUGCAAGGGCCAAACCCAUCAACCUGGGAUCAUCCGCUAAGACGAGAAUGGAAACCAUAAAGAUGUACGGAACAGUACCUUCGUUCAAAAAGUAUCUGACAAUAGGAAUUCCAACCGUUUCGCGCAAAAAAGAAAACUAUUUACACCAGACGUUACAAUCGGUGAUUGACAGUAUGGAUGAUGCUGAAAAACGAAAUGUUACCAUUCUUGUUCUCUAUGUUGAUACAGAUGGCGAUGUCAGAAAAAAAAGGGCAAAGGAAACUGCUUACAAGUUUGCCAGCAGUAUUAAAUCUGGCUUGUUGUUACUGUAUCAAAUUUUACCUGAAUUUUAUCCCGAAGAAAAUGCAACUAGAAGAACAUUCAAUGAUUCCGUGGAGAGAAUAAAAUGGCGAUCAAAACAGGUUUUGGAUUUCGCUGUUUUGCUAAUGUAUUCUCAGAAUAUUUCUGAAUACUUUCUAAUUCUUGAAGACGACGUAGUAACCACGCCCCAUUUUGUGAUGUCCAUUAAGAAGUUUGUUCAAGAAAAAGGGGAUUCUGAUUGGGUGUCUUUGACCUUUUCUAGUUUUUUCAUCAUCGGGAGACUGUUCAAGAACCAGGACUUGAAUAAACUUAGGGAAUUCUUAAUUUUGUUUCAUUUAGAAAAGCCUGUAGAUCUUUUGAUCAUGCAGUUUUUAGAUCUUUUAGUACCUAGCAAAACUAUCGUAACUCGGCGAAUACCAGGACUCUUCCAGCAUAUUGGUUUGUUUUCAUCCCUCGAAGGCAAAGUGCAAAAAGCCAAAGAUAGAAGUUUCACAGGUGCGUCCAGAGUUUAUCAUUUCAAUAAUCCACCUGCUGACAUCGUUACCACUUUAGGAGUCUAUAGAAAGCACUAUCCGGAAUUAUGUUACUACGAUUCCAAUAAGUAUUUUUGGGGAAGUGCCCCCAAAAGAAACGAUACGUUUGAUGUAAUUUUAAGAGAACCUGUAAAAGUAAAAAGGAUUUUUAUCAGUUCUGGUUUGGCAACACAUAAAGAUGAUAUUAUCAAAUAUGCUGAAUUAAGAGUGGCUCCAGUUUUUGAUAAGAUGAUAACUGAUAAAAAGGCAUCUUGUUCGAAUUUUUAUACAGUUGCCUAUUUCGAAAAGGGAAAGGUUGAUAUUUCGUCCAAUGGAACAUUUAAGUCAGAGAUUCAGUCCCUGCAGGCGGCUAUUGAGGAAGAUAAUAGUCUGACGUGUGGAAAACAGUGCAAUGUUUCUGAUGAAGCAAUGAGAAUUCAUCUGCACCGCUUAGGUAAGACGUACAAGCCGAGCAAGUGGGUUCCGCACAUGCUGUUGGAAAUCGACAAAAAAAACAAGUGGAGCCUAGUUACUUCUGAAGCAAAUAUGGGAGUAGAUAAUGCUGAUAACAUUGAUACAACUCCAGUGUACACAGUUUCACAAAUUUGUGUUGAAGAAAAUGCAUCGCUGGGAUCGAGUAAAAUCCAUGUCAGAUCUGUCAGCAAUUGUAAGAAGAGUAUUACAGUGCAAAUAAAAACUGGCCCUAAAGCUACAUCAUUUAUAUCAGCAAUACAUUUGACAAUAUGA
This is a messenger RNA of Argiope bruennichi, 1755 nucleotides long. Its product is annotated as alpha-1,3-mannosyl-glycoprotein 4-beta-N-acetylglucosaminyltransferase C-like. Gene Ontology annotation, molecular function: acetylglucosaminyltransferase activity. NCBI's taxonomy places the organism in Eukaryota, Metazoa, Arthropoda, Arachnida, Araneae, Araneidae. Gene Ontology annotation, biological process: protein N-linked glycosylation. The transcript is spliced from 5 exons. The record is from RefSeq and is a predicted model, not a curated record. The coding region runs from base 1 to 1755 and encodes 584 amino acids.